Molecule: messenger RNA, 684 nt
Organism: Parnassius apollo (apollo)
Lineage: Eukaryota; Metazoa; Arthropoda; Insecta; Lepidoptera; Papilionidae
Source: the annotation of a GenBank genome assembly
AUGCCAAAUAUAAAAAUACAGGACCUGCAAUCAGAGAUUGAAACACAUCGCGAUGUAUACGCAUCGCUCACGGGCACCGGCCGGCGGCUGCUGGGGUCUCUGUCCUCACAGGAGGACGCCGUCAUGCUGCAGCGCCGCCUCGAUGAGAUGAAUCAGCGAUGGCACCAUCUCAAGGCCAAGAGUAUGGCUAUCAGAAAUCGUUUGGAGAGCAACGCUGAGCACUGGUCUGCGCUGCUGCUGUCAUUACGUGAACUCACUGAGUGGGUGAUCAGAAAAGAGACUGAACUGAAUGCACUAGCUCCACCACGCGGCGAUCUAGCCGCACUAGUAAAACAACAGGACGACCACCGGGCAUUCAGAAGACAGCUGGAGGACAAGCGGCCUGUAGUCGAGAGCAACCUUCUCAGCGGGCGUCAGUAUAUUGCCAAUGAGCCACCGCUGUCUGAUACCAGUGACACGGAACCGAGCCGAGAAAAUGAAGGAGAUUCGCGUGGCUAUCGAUCUGCGGAAGAGCAGGCUCGGGAACUGGCGCGCUCUAUCAGACGUGAGGUGGCCAAGCUGGCUGACAAGUGGAACACCUUGGUAGACCGCAGUGAUGCCUGGGGACGGUGUCUCGAUGACGCUGUACAGACGAAAGAGACUGAGCGCCAUCUAGCUGAAUUUAACUGCAAUGUGAGGAACUAA